This is a messenger RNA of Desarmillaria tabescens, 2571 nucleotides long. RefSeq lists its product as uncharacterized. Lineage: Eukaryota; Fungi; Basidiomycota; Agaricomycetes; Agaricales; Physalacriaceae. The transcript is spliced from 16 exons. The record is from RefSeq and is a predicted model, not a curated record. The coding region runs from base 1 to 2571 and encodes 856 amino acids.
AUGUGGGACCAGGACUACGCCAAGAUGGCGUAUCGCAUUCAAGCGAGCGAGACGCGGGAGUACCCAGAGGAAGGUUCGGUAUACAUGCUCUCCGAUCUUGGGAGUGGGUUUUCGGAAUGGGGUACAGUGUUACGAGUAUAUUAUGCUCUGGUGACCAAGAUGCAUGGAACGGCGGAGGAUUUUGGAGGCUGGGUUGCCGCGCGAUGUGGGGAGGAUGAUCGCCAACCACGCUUUGAAAAGUGGGAGGGGAUCGAUUCGAAAGUAUGGAUUGAGCUCACCAUCCCGAAGGCAAGGUGUAUGCCGUUACUUUGUAUGGAUCCUGAAAAUCCCAUGGGUAGCACUGCAAACCUAUCAUCUUCGUUUGCAGCGUGGACGCUAGCUAUGUCCGUGAUCUAUGGCACGAUCAUCAUUCCUUUCGUUGACCUCCAAGAAGCGGAAGGCACUAUCGCUCCCCAUGGUUACAAGCACCUCAUUGCGCAAUGUUCAGACACGCUUGGAGGCGUGUUGGAUGAAGAGACUCACUGGAGCGACGAUGAACGAGCUUUUAGUUUAACGUCGGACAUUGGAAUGGCAUCGUGCAUAAAUCACGUCAGUCCUUUGGUACCACUCGUGGCUGCAGAACCGUUUCCUUCAGGGAAAAAUGCAUGUAAACCCUGGUGCUACCACGGCUUCAACGCAGUUUGGUACCACACCCCAUCGACCUCCCCAGUAGAUUCAGGAAUACUCGAAAUGGAUAGGGAUGAAUGGCUUCGCUGUUAUCACGACGUUAUUGUAACCUACAGGGACUACGACGAUAAACGGUAUGACGAGGUGACCCUCUCUUCUCCCAUAGGGACAGGUCAAAAGGCGUCCAUUCUAGUGCCGAAGCAACAGUCCUACACCGGCAGGAAGCCCGUCAUACCAUCCGAUCUCGCCGACACUCACUGCGCCGAGCUCGGCAUUCAUAGUCUGGCCGGGGUCCGGUUCGGUCCAGGUUCGCUCCCCAACCCCCCGAACCUCGAACCUGAACCUCAGGUUCAGGUCCACAAGGUUCGAACCCGGUCCGGACCCGGUUCGGACCGGGUUCAUGCGGUCCUGCACCGGACCGCGGCCAGACUAGGCAUUCAGGGACUCUUGGGGAAGCUCAACGCCAUCCUCGGCACGUCAUACACUCAGGGCACUGCGGGGGUAUACUCUAUUCUUGAGUACUGCAUCUCGAAAAACUAUGACUUUGGGACCGCAUACGCCCAUCUCCGCCUGUUCUGGCACAACGAGUCUGACUUGACCACCAUGAUAGAUGAUUUACUCGAGCGCGAUGUGCAGCACCGAAAGAUGUUGCAAGAUGUACUUGUCGAAGACAAAAUCAUACACUCGUACGUGCCCCCUCGGCGCAUCUGGGAUCUGUAUAGUGAUCGGGUAGUGCCCUGGUGGGCGGUUCGACAAUGGCCGUGGGGGAUAUCGCAUGCGUGGGUGGAUGAAGAAGAUCGUGAGGAUGUGUUGACACCUGUCAACGAUUAUGAAUGGCCGGUGCUAAUGCCUAAAGGCACCAGCCUGAAUUCCAUCCGGAUCGAGAUGCUCAAUCUAGGAGCAGAGUACGUGUGGCUGGAUGUGCUCUGUUUGAGACAGAAAGGCGGACCAAGGGAGGAUCUGCGUGAGGAGGAGUGGAAGGUGGAUGUGCCCACCAUCGGAAGAGUCUAUGUCGAGGCCAAGAAAGUAGUAUGCUACUUGAGUGGGCUGGGACGGCCUUUGAAUUCCGAGGCUGACGACUUUGAGAAUGACCACUGUUGGUUCAAGCGUGCAUGGACACUUCAGGAGAUCAGCAGACAUUCAAUCAUUGGUGGGGACACUGGCGACGAAGAGUUAUGCUUAUGGACGAGGUUUGGGAACCAACUGUCAUCGCUGCAGAAGAUACAUCGUGGACUGCAUGUAUAUGACGUGCUGUCGCAGAUGCAGAAGCGGGUGUCGACAAAUUCUGUGGAUAAAGUUGCGGGGAUGGCAUACCUUCUGCUUUCAGACUCUAUACCGGCAUACUACGGAAAGCAGUCUGAGGAGGAUGCGUGGACAGCACUGGUGGAUGUGACAGUGAACUUGGUUCAGGGGGAUUUGCUCUUCCUGUAUCCUGAACCGGGGAACGGAAACAAGAUUUGGCGACCGUCAUGGAAACAGGCCAUGACCAAGCCAUUGCCAACCCUAUCGGAAGGGCCGUUGAUCGACUAUCCUGACAAUAUCGAUGAUGUUGAUGCGUUCUACAAUGGAUACGUCAUUGAAUCGGCAUUCGUGCGAGGAUUGUCUGAGGGAGACUCACAAGGGCAGGACCGACGGGGAGAGUUCAUUGUCGAAGACGACACCGGAACGGAGUGUAUAUUCAAUAUUGUCGCUCGUCAUCAGUACCCAAUACUAGGUGGCUCAUACACAUUAUUAGGCACCUCUAUGGGUGUAGGAGUCGAUGAUGACCCGAUAUUCUGGGUAGUCGGAUGGAGACUACCAGAUCAGAGGCUAAAGAAGUUGUCGGUGUUCGAAAUAUACGAAGGCAUGAACUCAUUGGAGUUACGGGGCAUUGCAACAAAGACUUGUACAACUUUUCUUGCCUGA